UGCCUGCGGGGUAGUGGUGGUGGGUCUCGACGUUCCCAGCGUUAUAGCCAACUUGUACUCCUCGGUUAUCCGAGUCCGAGAAGGUAGCAUGAUACACAGCAUGAGCCAUUCCGACUUGUGAUCAUUUUAAAGCCGUGUUUUAUCUCGAAUUCAAGCCAAACGGAGCGGCAUCCCAGAUGGGGAUGAUCUCCCUCUUAAGUGAAAUAGACACAAGUGUUCUAUUUAUAGUUCCGCCAAUGACACCUCGAAAUAUGGUGGCAGGCGGGAUAGUUGGGCGCGAUGGUCCAGCUACUUGCACCUUCCGAGCUACCGUUGGCUGAUCUUGAUGCGGAAGUGCCUAACAUCCGUGCCGCAUGUCUACAACCCCCACAAUAGACUGACCUGUGUUCUACUCAUACCUGUCAAUCCGACGUACUUCUGCUUUACAGAAAGCACAUAAGCGUCUCUUCAUUUUAUCACACGAGUCUAGAACACAUGGAUCCGUUCAGCAUCGCUAUCGGUGCCAUUGGCAUUACCGAGUUCGCCAUUUUCAGUAUCAAUCACCUUCGUGAUUUGAUUGGUAGCCUCGCAGAAGCGAAGGAAGUGGUCCAAGAUAUCGCUUCAACCCUGGAAGCUAUCCAGCGUCCGCUAGCCGCUCUUGAAGAACUUCAAAUUUCCGAUAGCGCGACUUAUGCCGAGGCCAAAUCAGAUCUCGAGAAGACUGGCGUUGCGGACGCGGUGAACAAAUGUGGUCAGGCGUGUGCUGAUUUUAGCAAGAAACUUCAGCAAUGGACAAAACAUUCUAGCAGUACAAAGCUUUCUCUUCGAGAUCGCCUUUCUGUCAGCGUAUGGAAUAAAGAAAAAAUCGGUGCAUUCAGAGUGCAGAUUCAAUCCUGCCAGAAUAUCGUUCAGUUCGCUAUCGAAAGCACUCAGCUACUUAUUCAGCUUCGCUCAGAAUCCACCUCUAGAACGGAUCGUGAGAAGCUGAAGAGCCAAUUACAAAACUUGGAGAAAGCCAUCGAGGAACAUAUUGAUCUCUCAAAGAAGCAGCAAAAUGAAGUCCUGAAGCGCAAGGAAGAACUUCAGGAGGAGCCAGAAGACGAAGAAGAUGGCGGCGCCCAACGAACUCUCGCAAUGAGAGAAGUUGAAGAGCAGUUACGCUUCCUAGAGGCUGACCAAGCUGCCUCUGGAGUUGUGUCAUCGCAAUUACAAUCUCGAUCGUUAGGCCAGGGCAGCGGCAACACAUAUAGCGCAGUAUUUUCAGGUAGCCACAACAGUGGCAUGCAAGUUGGCUACAGCGCGGGUACUAUCAAUUGGAAUGCGCAUGGCAAAAACAACUAAAGGGGGAUGACGGUGAAUCCUCGUGAUUCCUGACGCAGAUGCAGUGCACGCAUCUAAACUCUCGGAUUCUGUCUCAAUCCUUAAUGGCGCA
Talaromyces proteolyticus is the source of this 1411-nucleotide messenger RNA. RefSeq lists its product as uncharacterized. The record is from RefSeq and is a predicted model, not a curated record. The transcript is spliced from 2 exons. The coding region runs from base 475 to 1320 and encodes 281 amino acids. NCBI's taxonomy places the organism in Eukaryota, Fungi, Ascomycota, Eurotiomycetes, Eurotiales, Trichocomaceae.